GGCACGGAUGUGGCGGAUUACGCAGAUGUGUUCAACCUGUACCAUCAAACAAGUCUUCAACUACACCCUGAGUUCUGGGAAUAGCGGCAACAAUUUGUGCGAUGAAUCUCAUACACUUUGGAUCGCGUUCUUUAAGCAGCUUCUUAUAAAGACGGACUGCUUUAUAUCGUAGUUAUAUUUUAUCUCAGUUUCAUCCCUCGCUUCGCCACUUCCAUUAGCAUUUCAUGGAAUUCAAAGUUGAAACCCUAGGGGAGAAUUAUGGUGCCGCGGGUGAAACUGCUUGUUGUUGUUGCAAGUCUUGUCAAUCUUGGAUUUUCUGGAGCACCAACAGCACCACCAAAGAGAGCUAUAGUUAAAAACAACUCAGGUGUGACACCGGCAGGGUUGUGUGGUGCUUGGGACAAAGAAUCUGAUGGAGGGCUUUUCACAUCUCCUAACUAUCCUGAAAAAUAUCCUCCUGACCAAGAAUGCAUAUACAUAAUUGAAGCUUCUCCAAGGCAAUGCAUUGACCUGUAUUUUGAUGAAAAGUAUGCUAUUGAGCCAUCGUGGGAGUGUAAGUUUGACCACAUUGAAGUCAGGGAUGGCCCCUUCAGCUUUUCUCCUAUUAUUGGCCGCUACUGUGGACAAGAGAGCCCGACCUAUGUUAAGUCCAGCGGACGAUACCUUUGGAUAAAAUUUGUGGCAGAUGGUGAACUAGAAGCUAUUGGAUUUUCAGCUCGGUACAAUUUCACCCAAGUUUGUGAAUUUGAGAUGAGUGGGCCAGAGGGGAUUGUGGAGUCAAUAAUGGUUAUGAAAGAGGGCAAAGCGUUGCAGACAGAGGCUGUAGACUGCAGGUGGUUCAUAAGAGCUCCUCCUGGCUCGAAGAUCUAUUUGCGUUUCCUGGAUUAUGAGAUGCAGAACUCAAAUGAGUGCAAGCGUAACUUUGUGGCAGUGUAUGAUGGGAGCAGCUCAGUGGAACACCUAAAGAAUAAAUUCUGCAGCACGGUGGCCAAUGACGUGAUGCUGCUGACUUCAUUAGGUGUGAUUCGCAUGUGGGCCGAUGAGACCAGCCGCAGGAGCCGAUUCCGUAUCCUCUUCACCACCUUCCACGAGCCUCCAUGUGAAGGAGACUCUUUCUUCUGCCAUAGCAACAUGUGUAUUAACCACACAUUGGUGUGCAAUGGUAUCCAAAACUGUGUCUAUCCUUGGGAUGAGAAUGGUUGCAAAGCAAGGAUACAUUUGAUCAAGAUAAAGAUUUAUAAAGACACAAAAGAUUUCUAUUUUGAACGUAUCAUGGAUUCUAUAAAAAACAUUAAGCAGCACAACUGCUUUCAACAUUGA
Molecule: messenger RNA, 1320 nt
Organism: Sinocyclocheilus grahami
Lineage: Eukaryota; Metazoa; Chordata; Actinopteri; Cypriniformes; Cyprinidae
Product: neuropilin and tolloid-like protein 1
Exons: 8
Coding region: 259-1320 (353 amino acids)
Biological process (GO): positive regulation of excitatory postsynaptic potential
Cellular component (GO): postsynaptic density
Molecular function (GO): ionotropic glutamate receptor binding
Source: RefSeq, a predicted model, not a curated record